Helicoverpa zea (corn earworm) is the source of this 3641-nucleotide messenger RNA. RefSeq lists its product as uncharacterized. The record is from RefSeq and is a predicted model, not a curated record. Bases 505 to 2886 code for a protein of 793 amino acids. Gene Ontology annotation, biological process: regulation of DNA repair; nucleotide-sugar metabolic process; carbohydrate metabolic process. Lineage: Eukaryota; Metazoa; Arthropoda; Insecta; Lepidoptera; Noctuidae. Gene Ontology annotation, molecular function: poly(ADP-ribose) glycohydrolase activity. Gene Ontology annotation, cellular component: cytoplasm; nucleus. The transcript is spliced from 17 exons.
GAUAUUAUUGAAAACGCUACAAAUAUUAAUUUGGUACAUACGUUCAAUGAUACAUCAAUGUUCUAAUUCCGUACAGUGAGUUAAAAGUUGUUAAAGUUUCGAGUGCGGUGGUUUCGCGCUAGAUUCUUUUUUAAAUAACUGAAAACGUUUUCAUAAGCAGUAUUUAAAUCUAGUCUAGGACCCAGUUAAAUAAGCAACGAAGCUGCAGUUGUAUCAGUGAACGAUGCUAGCGCCGAUGCACGAAAGCAGCUAAAAAUAGUCGGGGUUUGCGCGCUCGUGUCUGCCCGCAGCCGGCCCGCGUUUCUCCCUACACUAUUUCUGUCUUAUAGAAAAGCAAUAAGAUAUUCUACAUGCUAAAGAAUACCAGUGGACGGUUUCCUUGUAGAUAAUGAGAAAAGUGCGUAAAAAGAAGCCGGUUGUCGCGAGGCGACAGUGACUGAUGGUGUUAUUAUAGUGUUUACGAAGUAAUCAUUGUGCCUGAAUUGCAACGCAUUCGCUAUAAGCAUGGCGCUUGUAAUGUUACCUUGUGAUCUUCCCUGGUGGACGUCGGUGCAGCGUCAUUUGAAGCACCUGCUGCUGGCAUCGUCGCCGGCAAAACUUACAGCCAGCAUGUUGAAAAUACAUGACAUGUGCAACAUAGGUAUAGAUCCGGACGACGACAUCAAGGACCCGGAGCUCAUGAAGGGACUGGAGGUGUUCCUAGAGGAAGAGAUGACGGAGGACGAGCGGAGGCACUUCCUCGACAACACUAUUAGGAUCAUGGUGAACAAGGCGCUGCACCUCAAGCGCUGGCGGCCGCCCAAAGGACUCAUGUUUAGUUUACAGCAACAAAGUGACGUAACAGAACUGGAGUACAACUUUGUGUCAGCGUUGGUGGCGCACGCCUUCUUCUCCACGAACCCCAAGAGGACGCUCAAAACACACCCUACACUUCAAGACUUCAACUUUACACAUUUUUUUAAGAAUUUACACAGAAAAUCACAGAGGAACAAAUUAAAAAGCUUGCUCCACUACUUCGAAUGGUUAGAUAAGAGUAGCAACGAGGGAUCCAUUAAAUUAAGCAGACAGGUGAUGACCUCAAAACAGUGGUUGACAAUAGAGGACUGGUUAGAAUGCACGCUGCCCCUAUGCAAGCUACAAGUGAGGCACGAGGGUCGUCCGGAGAGAUGUGAAAACGACGAGGCCAUCAGAGUCUGCUUCGCUUCCAGUCGAGUUGGUGGGGACACGCUUAUUGAUGGAGAUUCACAGGAGUCCCUAUCAAUGUUCAUGAUGCCGGAGUUACUGCCGGCCAUGCUAUCGGUAGAAGCUUUAGAAGAUAACGAGGUGCUCAAGGUGGAAGGCGUGCGACUCUUCAGCAGGAUCUGCGACAAGAGACAGAAGACCAAAGUGGAACUGCUGGAGGAACCUAAGACGGUGACUGUAUGCCUAAUGGACGCAGAAGACUAUAGCAAGCUGCCUUUAAGCCAAUGGGAGGAAGACAACGUUUUACGAGAGCUCAACAAGUGUCUACUAGCCUUCCAACAGACGCCUAUGAAAAGCAGAGAUGGCAACCGCCAUGAGAGGAGGCUUUCACCAAUAGGAGAGUCGUUCAGCCACACGCCACCUGAAGUAGAAGCGACGGUAGUCAUAAAGCAGGCCUCCUCAUGCAGCACGUUAAACAGCUACAACAGUCGCAGUCCUUCACCACAGAACUACUGCGCGGCCACGCUCAACCUUAACGAUCCUAGCGCAGAGUUCACAAAGAAGAAAUGCUGGCUGUCUCCCGACGGGGGCAUGUUGAACAACCGCAGAGGUCGGUUCAUAGUGCUCGGUUCCUCAGGCGAAUGCUUGCCAGUGACCAGGUCUACGGGAGGCAUACAGGAUGGGCAAGAAGACAGUUUGUACUCCAGUUGUAACUCCAGCGAUGAUGAGUACCAUAGUGCCAAUGAUAGCUUUGAUUACGGAAGCGAAGACGAAGGUCGAGGCGAGAGCGCUCGUCCCAACUCGUUUCAGUACCUCAAGGAGUUAUCUACUGAAGAAAGACGACUAAGCUUCGCUGACCGGCUGCGGGAAGCGUUGCGGAGAGAGGCCGAACAUUCUACCACCACCAGCACCGGAGACUGGUCUACUGAUAGCUCUAGUUAUGCUGUGGGCAUCAGUAUAUCUGGGGCAGAGGUGCAGGACAAUGAUAUCAGGGUAAAACGCGGCGGUUCAGUAGGAUUCGUGCUGACAGAGAAAGAGACUGUAAGCAACGGAGACCCUUCGCCGAGACACCGACCGAUAGGCAGGAAGGAAACUGGCAACAGUUCCAAGUAUAGCUUCAGCACUGAAUAUACUUCGGAGUUAGAAGAAGUGUACGAGCAAUUCAACCAGUGGCUCAACGACCCCAUCGUCGACUCAGAAUCGGGCGAACACAAAAAUCGAGAGUUAGACUCUCGAGACUUGGCUGUGAUUAGGUUCGCGGGGUCGUUGCUGAAGCGCACUCUGUCGGAGUCGCUGGCGGUGGGCGGCGCGGGCGGCGGCGCGGACGCGGCCGAGCUGUACGGGCGCGAGCCGCGGGCGCUGCCGCCGCGCCCGCUGGCCCUGGCCGCGCGGUCCCUGUCCCUCGAGCUCGCCAGGCACAAGCACCGCCUCGCCGCGCAUCUCAAACGUAAAGUUAAAGAAUCUAUACCGGAGGAGAUAAUAGAGGGCACGCGAGCGAUCGACACGACACACUGCGACGACGUCAAAUGUACGGACAAGUCGACUGAGACGGGCUCCGUACCGCCCAACCCAAGUCUCAGGAAGAAAAAGUUGAACUGGAUGAUAAACAUGAUCGUAGAAACUAUCGAAGAGACCGUCGAAUGCGAACCGGUCACUGUAAAACUAAAGAAACCGAAGGUCAGGCGUGCACCCGGCUGUCGCUAACUCUAAACACUAGUAUCUACUAACAUAACAUGAUUAUAAUCGUCUUUGCUUUCUGUCGAAACAUAUACUUCUGUGGUGUUGCAUGUAAUAAUCGAGGCUAAAUCAAACUUCGGCCAAACUGCAUCUUGUGUCUCAUAAUUUGAUCAGCUCAGGUUUGUUGGUCGAAAAACUUUGAACGCAGGAGGCGCGGUUGAGUAAGCUCGAAACGCACUGUGUUAAAGAAAUUUUCACCUCCUCUUCGUAUACAUUCGUCUCAUCUGUAAACGCUAAUAUAAAAUUUUAUGUAAACCUAUUUAAUAUUUCCGUUGUGUUCAGUGUCCCUCCGAUUGACAUAUUAAAUACAGCAAGCUAAAACCUAUUCAUGCAUAACGAUUUGGUAGCACUGAAAACGCACUACGGAAGCUAUUGCUAAUCGCUUGAAAGUAUAAUGUAUUAAGUACUUUAUCCAUUAUUUAUUAUUAGAUAUCCGUAUAUUCUAGACAUGUAUUAUUUUGGUGUAAUUCAAUAUACCUUUAUUAGCCGUAUCAGAUUCUUUACACAAAAAAAAGACAUUACUCACCUACUAAGUAGGUAGGUACCGACUUGUAUAUUUUGUGCGAAGUUCAAUUUCGAUAAUUCGAUUGUGGCGUAACAGAUUACAGAGUAACAGAGAUAUAAGUUACUGGUACUUAUUUGACACGAGCUGCAAUUCAAUCGUAAGAAUCUGGUUAGGCUGUGAGUAGUAAAGUUUGGGGAUGUAGAGUGAAGUUGAUCGC